Molecule: messenger RNA, 929 nt
Organism: Cucurbita pepo subsp. pepo (vegetable marrow)
Lineage: Eukaryota; Viridiplantae; Streptophyta; Magnoliopsida; Cucurbitales; Cucurbitaceae
Source: RefSeq, a predicted model, not a curated record
CAUGGUACAAUGAAUUCCACAAGCUUUAAUCGUCUUUAUGACAAUCCUUCCAAAACCUUUGCUGUAAAGAAACAAUUAAAACAACAAAGCAUUCUCAAUACUCUAAGCAUUAUAACCCGCCUUUACACUUCGCCCACACAUCCAUUUUCUUUAAACAAAACACCCUCCACCUUCCUCACACAUCUCUAAAGCAAGAAAUAAAGUGCAGUUCAAUACAGAUCCUUUUCUUUCCAUCUUCAUAAAGCAGAUCCACUGCCUUCGACUCAUCAACAUGACUUUCCCUUGCUUAUAAACCAUUUUCUCUUCUUUCUCCCCAAGUUUGGCAUCCCCUAAGCUCCUUCUUUGCUAAGCAAAUCAACAAGCUCGUUCACCCUUAUAACCCCUCUUUUCUUUUCACCUACUUCUAACCUUCAAUUCUCUCUAAAGAACUUGAAGAAGAACUCCACUACUUCAGAACACUCCUCCUCUUGUAGAUUGAGAUGAGUGCAGAUUGGGGACCGGUCGUCGUGGCGGUGGCGCUGUUCAUUGUCCUGUCGCCAGGGUUGCUUUUUCAGUUGCCGGCGAGAAUCAGGGUGGUGGAGUUUGGGAAUAUGAAUACCAGUGGGAUUGCCAUUUUGGUGCACGCUAUCAUUUUCUUCUGCAUACUCACCAUAUUGGUCAUCGCUAUCGGUAUUCACAUACACGUUAACUGACUUUCAAUCAUCUGCUUUGGCUACCUUCAGCAGAUGAAUUGCUUCCUUUUGUUUUCUCUUUCUCUAGGACUUAGCAUAUUUCUCUCUGUUCUGCUCCAUUUUCCUGUUCUCUUUUUCCCUUUGAACAACACCUUUCUAUAUUGUAAUCUGCUAAAUGUAAACUAUAAUUUCAAUUCUUUUUGGGGGGUUGAUAAAGAAGGUAAGCUUCUGUAAAUACUCUCACGGUAAUUCCUUGAA